Molecule: messenger RNA, 2205 nt
Organism: Fomitiporia mediterranea MF3/22
Lineage: Eukaryota; Fungi; Basidiomycota; Agaricomycetes; Hymenochaetales; Hymenochaetaceae
Exons: 5
Coding region: 139-1308 (389 amino acids)
Source: RefSeq, a predicted model, not a curated record
UUUGUUCUUUGACUCGGGCCUACAAGAACAGCUGUGUCCAACGUUGCUCAUUUUAACCAUUGUCCGUCUCGAACACCAUCCUUACUCUCAGGAAACCUACAAUACUCCGUUCUGCACCCAAACCUACUCCCAAACGCCAUGUCUACAACGCAAGACUCCACACCACCACCAAACUCGACAUCCUCACUCGACGUCUCCCAACCCGCUGACCUGCUUACCUACCUAGCAAACACGCCCUUCGCAAGUACACGAGUCGAACCACUCUCAGGAGGGUACGGUAACUUCAUCUUCCGACUCCACCUCGUCAAGCCGUUCGCUGCAAGCACAGGAGAAAACCUACAGACGGUGAUAUUGAAACAUGCAAAGCCAUGGGCUGCGAGUGACAAGUCGUUUGAUCUUGCUAUUGAGCGGCAGGCAACCGAAGCGACAGCUUUGAAGCAUGUACGCUCGUUCCUCCCAGUAGAUGCUCUAGCAACGGUACCAGAACUGUACCUCCACGAUCCCGAAGCACACAUCAUAAUCAUGGAGGAUGCAGGACCAAGCGCACGAAACCUGAAAGAUCUCCUACGUACAGUUCCACUUAACGAGGAAACCUCGCGCGAGCUAGGUGCUGCGAUGGGUCGCUUCCUCGCUGCAGUGCACGUUCACGGGACCGCAGAUACUGCACUGAUUGAGGCGACGCAAAAUAUCGAAGAUGCAAGGCGCAUUACCGCUUGGAUCACGUACGGUAGACUCGUCGAUUCGCUGAAGGAAGCAGGAAAUGGCACGACACUCGUCGAUCCACCGCUUGUCGGCUCCGAAGGCGUCUCCGAAACACAGCUUGCAGAGGUGAAAGAGCUAGUGGACUCCACGAUAAAGAAAAUAUACGAUGCGCGCACAGAUUUCACCAUGGGUGAUUUCUGGACUGGUAAUAUCGUCGUACGGUUAACCCCAAACAAGGCGAUCGAGCGCAUAUUCGUGGUAGAUUGGGAAAUAUCGAAGCCUGGGUUGCAGUUCGCCGACUUUGCUCAAUUCGCAGCUGAGAUGAACACACUAAGGCGUUUCCAUCCCGAAGCAGAGACUAGUGUAGUCACGGCAUUGAGCGCAUAUAAAGAAGCAUAUAUACAAGGUAAAGAGGUCGACGAGCAGUUCCUGCGAUCUGCAGCUUCGCACCUUGGUGCUCAUAUGAUCACGAUUUCACCAAGAGUAGAGAAUUGGAACGGUACCAAGGAGCAAAUCAGGGAAGUUGUAAAGGAAGGCGUUGAAUAUCUGUUGGGUGGUAUGAACGGUGAUGUACAGUGGUUGAACUCGUCUGUUGUAGGUUCCUGAAAUUAUUGAUGCAUGGGUUGAAUACCUAGUUAUUGCGUACAGAUAAAUUGGUGAAAAUAAAUUAGAUAGACUUGAGCGUCGCCAGUCCGGGAGGUCAUCGAGUAUACAUUGCCCGAGCCCUCCUCAGAGGUAUAACCUCCCAGGCUCGUCUCAAGCCUGUUGCUCGUGUUAGCCCUGUUUCAUUUUGUGGGACCGUCAGAACAGCAACUCUGCGCAGUAGUUCUGGAGAAUCGUCAGCCUCUUCCCCUUCUCCCCUAUCCUCUUCCAGGACCUCGUCUUCACGUAGAUCAAUGUCAUUAUUCUGGACAUCCUGGGUAGUUGCUUUAGCUGUGCCACCUCCAAAAAUAGAGGUAAGAGGAGACAGCGGGUUUGCGAUUACAGAGUUAAUUGCUUCAGAAGCGUCGUCCAACAGUGUGCGGGGCUUGCGCAUUGGCACAGAAGAUAGAAUGUAAUUCCUCUGCCGCCAUGCAUUGGACGCGGGAACAUGCGGAUCAUGAGGAGGAUAGGCAGGAUCACAUUGGAAUCGCACGAGAAUUUGCUUGGUUGAGGAUGAAUACCAAAAUUGUGGGAGAGGAUGGGAGAACGCAUUUGGGUAGGGGUGAGCGACUGGGCGUCUGUGCCGCUGGACCAAGCGACCAUCCUGGACGUCGAUCGCAUGUCCUGUCAGCCUUGAGCACAGAGAGCCGGAUGUAUCGAUAAAGAACACCUGGUUAUCCGCCUCGGGUCUCCUGAAACUUUCUACUAUAGACGUUUCUUUCUCCGGCCACAAGAUAAUCUCUGCUCCAUCGUCGACGCUGUCUAGUUCUACAUCAAGUACUCGACCAGUUGCCACCGAUUUGAUGACAAAAUACCCAAAAGGAAAGCCAAAAUUUGACUCUGCUGCUGCUGAGGAUACAG